Dictyostelium purpureum is the source of this 3081-nucleotide messenger RNA. RefSeq lists its product as uncharacterized. NCBI's taxonomy places the organism in Eukaryota, Evosea, Eumycetozoa, Dictyosteliales, Dictyosteliaceae. Bases 1 to 3081 code for a protein of 1026 amino acids. The transcript is spliced from 2 exons. The record is from RefSeq and is a predicted model, not a curated record.
AUGGAGCAACAAAUAAUAUAUAAUAGUCAAUUUGAUAGUAAUAAUCUAUCGCCUCAGAUGUACGCAACAUCUGAUGAUAUUAAUAGUUACCAUCAUCAACAACAAUACCAACAACAGCAACAACAACAACAACACCAUAUCCAUCAUAUGCAACAACAACAUCAACACCAACUCCAACAACAAAUUUUACUUCAACAACAUUACCAAAAUGUCCAACAGCAACAGCAAUAUCAACAACAACAACAACAACCAUUUUCUCCAGAAGAUAGUAUAAGUGAAUAUUUAGCUAGUCCAUCAACAAAUUAUAGUGGUUCGGAAGAUUCUCCUCACAUGAGUACUAUUGGGGCUCCACAAUCACCUCCCCAGCAAUUACCAAUGUUAUAUUAUGGAUCACCACAACAACAUUACCAAACCCAACAAUCAUCACAACAACAACAACAAAACUCGAUUGUUUUUCAAUCAUUAUCUCCACCACACCAACCACAAUACCAAUACUAUUAUGUUGACCACCAACGUCUAAAUAUGCAACCACAAUCACCAUCUCAACAAUAUUUAUCGAUGAAUCAACAACCAUUAUCACCAUACCAAUCAAAUAAUAAUAGUUUAGAUGAUUCACCAUCACCAUCACCAUCACCAUCACAAAAAACACAAACCUCAUCCAAUAAUAGUAAUACACCAAAUAACAAUACUUCAGGUAAUAAUACAACAACAACAACUACCACGACAAAUAACUCAUCAUCAAAUUCACCAACCGUAUCAUCUUCAUCCUCAACACCACCACUUCAAACCAGAAAAAGAUCAGUAUGUGAACCACCAAGUAAUGAAUUAUUUAUAGGUAAUUUUGAAAAUGUUUUAACAUAUGAAAAACAAAUCGAAAAUCAAGUUAAUACUGCUUUUGAUAACAAUUGCAAUAAUAACAAUAGUGGUAACAGCCUUACAGCAUCAAAUACAAAUAGUGGCAAGGUUGAUUUAUUCCUUCAAAUUUCCGAAAGUCAAGAAACUUUAUAUAGAUCACUUUUAAAAGAAAACAUUCCAAAGAUGAAUUCACCACAAGUAGAUCAAACUAAAUUUUUACAUGAACUUUAUCUUAAACUAGAAAAAUGUUGCAAUCAUGUAAAUCUUCUUUCAAAUUCUAACAACAGCGAUACAAUUAAACACUCUUCAAAAUUUUUAGCAACUUCCUAUUUACUUGAAAAAAUCUCAAAACAACAAGAAAAGCAACCACAGGUUUUAUUUUUAUUAACAAGUUCACAACAAUAUUUAGUUUUAUUAGAAGAAUUUUUAAAACAAAAAUCAUUAAAUUAUUUAAAAAUUGAUCAAGUCAAUGAAAAGAGUUUAAUAAAAUCAAAAUUACCAAUUAUUAUAGUUUCGAAUUAUAAUGAUUUUAUUAAUUUUGAAUCAUCAAAUAAAUCAUCACAACAUAGUAACCAGCAUCAAGAUUUAUCACCAUCAACUCCAAGAUCUCCUAUUUCACCAGCAUCACCACAAUCACCAGCAUCACCCAUUUCACCAGCAUCACCGCUAUCAUCACCAGCAUCAACAUCAUCGACCUCAUCAUCAUUUUUAAACUCUUCAAUCUUUAAUCAAUUUAUUGUGAACAUUGUCGAAUUUGAAAACUAUUGGAAUUUAGAGAUUUCUAGAGAAUUAAAUGUUAACAAUUCGCUUUCAUUCAAAUUAAAAGUAGAAUCAUUAGGAACUGUAACAAGAAAGUUUAGAUUAUUAACCGCCGGUACAGUAGAAGAAUGGUUAUAUAUUAGAAAUCAAAAGAUCGACUUUAACAAUAUUAAUAAUGUUGCAUCACAACAAAUAAUGGAAAGUUCACAAGCAGAGAAAAUUUUAUUAGAGAAAACUAAAAAGGAUGAAAUGGUUGAAAUGAUGAAGUUUUGUAUUGUUAAAAUGUCAAAUUAUAAAAAGAAUAUUAGUAGUACAAUCAACCAAUCACCAUCUGGAUCGCCCACCUCGCCAUCAACAAGUAGUGGCAGUAAUAGUCCUUUGCUUUUCAGUCAAUUCCAAACCAAAGCUAAUAGCUUGAUCCAAUCGAUGUCUAUUUUAAACUCUAAAUCUACAUCAUUUGAUGGUCCACAAAGCCUUUGGAAGUCUAAUAGUGUCAAUGGUGUUGUAAAGAACUUUUCUCUCAUCGCCGAUCAACAAUCACCUCAACAAGACUCUGUUAAUUCGCUAAAGAACGUAGAUGAUAAAAAGAAGAAUAGAUCACCAAAGAAGCAUAGAACUCUUUUGGAUAGAAAUUGUUUUUCAUGCAAAAAAGAGGAAGAUUCUAAAGGCCGUACAUCCAUGGUACAAUGUAGAUCAUGUCCAAAAAUUUAUCAUCGUUCAUGUGCUGGUUUAUCACACACACCACGUAGUUGGAAAUGUUCAAGACAUGCAUGCCAACAAUGUAGAAAAACACCAAAUGAAUCAGGUGGCAGUUUCUUUAUUUGCAAGGGUUGUCCUUCUUCUUUUUGUAUCACAUGUCUCCCAAAUGAUGUUAAAAUUUUAGAUAAAGCCGAAUACAUUGAAUUAAAACCCAAUCAAAUCCCAACCGCCGAGCAACAACAGCAAUUACAUCAACAACAUCAAAAAUCAUUACUAUUAAACCCAAAUAACAGUCACCUCUUAGACGAUCUAAAUAGUAGUAAUGGUAGUAUAGGCAGUAAUAGCAGUAGUAGUAGCGGCAAUGGUAAUGGUAGCGGACCAACACCAAUUUCAGCAUCAUCUUCAUCAUCAUCACCAGCUCUUUUAGAAACUUCACAUCUCUAUAAUCAACAAAUCCCACACCUCCAACAACAAUUCCCAACAAAAAAACAAAAAAUUCAAAGACCAACUGUCUUUAUUUUAUGUCAAGUUUGUUAUAAAUCAGAACAACAACAACUCCAACAACUUCAACACAGCCAACAAAGCAAUGGUAAUAACUCGAUUUCAAAUACACCAAAUCAAACUAGUACGACCCCAACACUCGAAAAGAUGUCGAAUUUAGCUCUUAGUCCAAUUUCAGGUUCACCAUUAGAUAGUGCACAAAGUCUCCCAAAUACCCCCUCUUUCUAUUUGUCUGAUACAAUCGAAAUGAAGGAGUAUAUUAAUUAA